GAGAUUCCGGUGAGCGCAGCCCGGGCAAGAGCUGCAGCAUGGAGGGGGCGCCCCACGGCUGCCCCGGGGCCGAUAGCGCCCAGGCGGGCCGAGGAGCUUCUUGCCAGGGAUGCCCCAACCAGAAGUUGUGCGCAUCCGGAGCCGGCGCCGCACCGGACCCGGCUGUGGAGGAAAUCAGAGAGAAGAUGAAGACGGUGAGACACAGGAUCUUGGUGCUGUCUGGGAAAGGCGGCGUUGGGAAAAGCACAUUCAGUGCCCACCUCGCCCACGGCCUGGCAGAGGAUGGAGACACACAGGUUGCUCUUCUGGACAUCGACAUCUGUGGGCCAUCGAUCCCCAAGAUCAUGGGCUUAGAAGGAGAGCAGGUUCACCAGAGUGGCUCCGGCUGGUCUCCAGUGUAUGUGGAGGACAACCUGGGGGUGAUGUCUGUGGGCUUCCUGCUCAGCAGCCCGGAUGAUGCUGUCAUCUGGAGGGGACCAAAGAAAAACGGUAUGAUCAAGCAGUUCCUCCGAGACGUAGACUGGGGAGACGUGGACUACCUCGUCAUAGACACCCCACCCGGCACGUCCGAUGAGCACCUCUCGGUGGUCCAGUAUCUGGCUGCCGCACACAUUGAUGGGGCGGUGAUCCUCACCACCCCUCAGGAGGUGGCCCUCCAGGAUGUUCGGAAAGAGAUCAGUUUCUGUCACAAGGUGAAGCUGCCCAUCAUUGGUGUGGUAGAGAACAUGAGUGGUUUCAUCUGCCCCAAGUGCAAGAGAGAGUCUCAGAUCUUCCCUCCCACCACUGGGGGUGCAGAGGCCAUGUGCCAGGCCCUGAAGAUCCCUCUUCUGGGCAAAGUGCCGCUGGAUCCACACAUAGGCAAGAGCUGUGACAAAGGCCAGUCUUUUUUUGUUGAAGCCCCAGAUUCACCAGCCACAGCAGCCUACAAAAGUAUAAUUCAGAGGAUCCGAGAGUUUUGUAAUUCUCGUCAGUCACAUGAUGAGAACCUCAUCAGCCCCUGAAGUGGGACAGAGCCAAGUGCCACCUCCUAACCACAGCGCCAGCGGGUCACGUGUCCAGCCACACCUGGUCAGCAGGAGACAGGUGGUGCCACAGCCACCAGAUGCUGACAGGAUUUGAAGUCACUUAUUAAGACUCUAUAAUCACCUAUCUGCAUAUUUCCUUAAGAUCAAAGGUACAGGCACUCUGCAUCCAGGUGCCAUUCAUCAGAAAAUAAAAAUGUCUCCUUGAACCUGUCCCCUAGGGCCUGUUUUCUGGAACCCAAGGGACUAUGAAGCUUCUGAGUCACAGGACUGUUUCUGCCUCAGGUGAUAAGCCUAGGGAGAGACGAGGGAGGAUUGUGGCCUCAGGAGGGAGAAUUGACACCAACCUCUGCCCACACUGGGGUCUCCAGCUCUGGGAGGUCUCCAGUCAUGCUGGGGUCAGUGUGAGUGCUUUCGCUGGGGUCCACCAAACCCCUGAAAAAGCUUUUAAGUCACCCACGAGGUGAUGGGUACCUUCAAGACAUCUGGUAAUUCCCGGUAAAAACCACUACCUGGCACUUCUGAGAGACAGGUGUAAUUGUCCCCAUGGUCUGAGAGCUGCUGAGAGUCAUUCCAGACUUCACUGCACUGUGGCUUGACACUGGAAGGUGGGGAGCCCCUCCCCUUACCGUAUACAUGCGAACUCUUGAGUGUGCUGGAGUCCCUGUGGAGCAGGUGCAACCUUUCCAAAAAGCUCGACUAGGUCCUGAGCAGGCCCUAAACAUCGGGGUUCUAGCUUAGACUUGCUUUGGGUCAACUUGGAGGACUGGGGGAGCCCACCUAGACCUGUGCACAGGUCAAGAGCUGCUUUCCCACGAGUUCUCAGGCCUCUGGCCUGCACCUACCUCUCACCUAAUGCUGGUGGAUGUCCAGUCCUUCCAGCCUGGGCUUCUCAAAGUCACCUGGGGCAUCCUGCAAGGCAAGAAGAUCCAUGACUCUCCCAACAAAGAGUGGGCUCCACUGCACAGACUCAGCCACAAGUAUUGUCGUUCGGAACACUGCACUACAAGCCAAAGAGACUCCCCUCACUGCUGACAACUGACAAUUGACAAUUACUGAGACAGUUAUCCCAGAAAUAUUUCCUGGCUUCAAAACAAAAGGCUUUGCCAUUCUUUCCUUA
Messenger RNA from Rattus norvegicus (Norway rat), 2142 nucleotides. It is a transcript of the gene Nubp1, whose product is annotated as NUBP iron-sulfur cluster assembly factor 1. Gene Ontology annotation, biological process: regulation of cell growth; intracellular iron ion homeostasis; iron-sulfur cluster assembly. Bases 39 to 1001 code for a protein of 320 amino acids. Gene Ontology annotation, cellular component: axoneme; nucleus; cytosol. Gene Ontology annotation, molecular function: 4 iron, 4 sulfur cluster binding; molecular adaptor activity; iron-sulfur cluster binding. The transcript has 11 exons. The record is from RefSeq and is marked validated. Lineage: Eukaryota; Metazoa; Chordata; Mammalia; Rodentia; Muridae.